AUCUAUAAUGAGAAUAUGAGAUAUUCCGAAACAUUUUAUUUACUAUUUAUAUAAAAGAAACACAUAGAUUCUAUUUGUAUACGUGUAAGACCCAAAUUUCACCACCUCAAUGCUCCUCCAACAAAAGAACAUAACCUUAUCAAAAUCAGCAUAUAAACUCUUGUACUUCCCAUCUUUUCUCCACCUUCAAUAACAUAACAUCUUCAUCAGCAACAAACAAACCAUGGGAAACAAGAUAGGAAAGGAACCUGAGGUUGUCAAAGGUGUAGAUUUGGAGAGAUACACGGGUCGUUGGUACGAGAUUGCUUCUUUUCCUUCGUUUUUCCAACCCAAAAACAGUGAGAACACUAGAGCCACCUAUACUCUAAACAGUGAUGGAACUGUUCAUGUCCUCAACGAGACAUGGAAUAAUGGAAAAAGAAACUCCAUAGAGGGAAGUGCUUAUAAAGCUAACCCUAAUAGCGAUGAAGCCAAACUCAAGGUCAAGUUCUUUGUUCCUCCAUUCUUGCCAAUCAUUCCUGUUCUUGGAAACUACUGGAUUUUGUACCUUGAUGAAGAUUAUCAACAUGCUCUUAUUGGAGAGCCUACAAGAAAAUAUCUUUGGAUAUUAUGCAGACAAACGCAUUUGGAUGAUGAAAUUUACAACCAACUUGUUGAGAAAGCUAAGGAAGAAGGGUAUGAUGAUGUGACAACCAAAUUGCACAAGACUCCACAAAGUGAUCCUCCACCAGAGUGAGAAAAUUAAAUCCCUUUUUGGGAAAUAAAUAAAUAAAUAAAUUUGUAUGGAGAUUUCAACAAGUGUUAAUUUUAUCAUGUACUAUAUUAAAUAAAGAGUUCAGGAAUUUAAAUAUUGAGUAAUUUAAAUUUUAAUGCUUGUAUUGGUUUGUUUUGUGAAUAGACUAAAGAUAAGUUGGUGUUAA
Lathyrus oleraceus (garden pea) is the source of this 920-nucleotide messenger RNA. Its product is annotated as temperature-induced lipocalin-1. The record is from RefSeq and is a predicted model, not a curated record. The transcript has 2 exons. Gene Ontology annotation, cellular component: cytoplasm. Gene Ontology annotation, biological process: response to reactive oxygen species; lipid metabolic process. NCBI's taxonomy places the organism in Eukaryota, Viridiplantae, Streptophyta, Magnoliopsida, Fabales, Fabaceae. Bases 224 to 736 code for a protein of 170 amino acids.